Neurospora hispaniola is the source of this 277-nucleotide messenger RNA. RefSeq lists its product as uncharacterized. The transcript is spliced from 2 exons. The record is from RefSeq and is a predicted model, not a curated record. Bases 1 to 249 code for a protein of 82 amino acids. Lineage: Eukaryota; Fungi; Ascomycota; Sordariomycetes; Sordariales; Sordariaceae.
AUGACACUCAUCGGUAGAGGCGGCCAAGAGCACUCCUACUUCUACGUCCAAAUCAACCAUACCACCGCAACCCCCAAAAAGGGAAACUGCGACGGCGCCCUCAGCGGCUCGAACUACAAAGAGCACGACAACGAGCACGAGGACAACACAUCGGCUGCGUCCUCCUCGACCGGUGCAUUUCUAGACCAAGUGUGCGACGCCCUUUUGGGGUUAGCUGAGGAACCUCUUCCCAAGUUGGAGGCUACCUAAACGAGCGGCGGAUGAGUACUGUGAGAGG